AUGUCUUUUGUGUUUAUGUGCCACCAUGCCUGUUUUCUUAUUUAUGGAUCUUUAGAAAAAGCAACAGUGAGCAGCUGGUCCCGUAUUACACAUGUAUCAAUGAUAAUGUCACUGAUAAUCAGCGUUCAGUAUUCAGUCUUUGGAUAUAUAUCUUUCACAGGACUCACACAAGGGGACCUGUUUGAGAAUUACUGUAAGGAUGACAACCUGGCCACCGUUGGAAGAUUUUGCUAUGCAAUAACUAUAAUACUGACGUACCCUAUGGAGUGUUUUGUGGCCAGAGAGGUGAUUUCAAAUGUCUUCUUUGGAGGAAAUCUCUCCACUGUCCUUCAUUUCACAGUGACCCUGUUGGUUGUGUCUCUAACCACUGUUAUAUCUUUACUCUCUGACUGCCUUGGAAUGGUAUUGGAGCUUAAUGGAGUUCUCAGCGCGACACCUCUUGUCUUCAUCAUCCCAACUGCCUGCUAUUUAAAGUUGUCUACGGAUCACUGGUAUCAUCCCAGUAACUUUGUGCCUUGCCUAAUCUUUCUACUCGGUAUCCUAAUAAUGCCUGUAGGCUUUUAUUAUGGCCAUCUUUUAUCCACAAGAAUGUAG
Staurois parvus is the source of this 594-nucleotide messenger RNA. NCBI's taxonomy places the organism in Eukaryota, Metazoa, Chordata, Amphibia, Anura, Ranidae. The record is from the annotation of a GenBank genome assembly.